ACGCUCGAUCUUUCAGGCCGAGGCCGGAGCUGGUGCCGCAAGAGCCGGCCUUUCAUGGACUAGUUCGCAGCCCUCUUUAGACGGUUAUGUUGGCCCGAAUCACCCUUUGCCCCAACUCCAUUGGACUUUUGACCAAGAGCUUGUAGGUGUCGUCUUCAUUAAGGUAAGUGAACUGUUUUAGUGCCAAGAUGUCCGAAAGAUCCCACAGUCCAGGUUCGGAGUGUCAAACCCGCCCGUAUGACUUCAGCCGGGCUUGCACGCAGAAUUUGGGCCAAGACGGCCUCGGGGCUUCGUCCUUCCCCCAGCUCCCCCUGCCAGAAGCGGGUGUUCUCUACAAGCAGCCCGCCUACGGUGGCCUGCCGUCGGCCGCCGCGCAGAGCUUCUUCCCCUUCCCGUCGCUGGGCGCCGGUGACUACCGGGGCUCCGAGCUCCAGGCCGGGGAGUUCGGCCAGCCCAAACACUGGUAUCCGUUCGCCGCGCCCGAGUACACCGGGCAGGUACCCGGUGUAACCGUGGCCACGCAGCCCACCAACCUGAGCCCCCCCAUAGCCGAGACCCGGGAGCAAAUUAAGCUCCCCGAUAUCAAGACGGAGAAAGACACCGGAGACGACUACCCGAGCGAGGUGAAGCUCCAGCAGUACCCGCCGCCCUCCGCCGCAAUGCCCCCCCACGGAGUCUUCUACUCCAGCCCCUGGACCCCGACCUUCUGGCCGGGUAUCAGCCACCUGACGCCGCCCGGCAGCGGAGGAAGCAGCAACCAGAAUCCGUCGACGUCUUCGGCGUCGUCGCCGUCCAUGUCCCCGUCGCCGCCCAGCAACGGCGUGCCGGCGAACGCCUUCUUCGGCGUCAACCCCGGCCAGGGGGCCCCCGUGCCUCAGGGCCAGAACCCGGCCUCGUCUACUCGGAGCAGCGGCUCGUCCAGCGGCGGUUGUAGUGACUCGGAAGAGGAAAACCUUUCCACUGAAGAAUUGGAGCAGUUUGCCAAAGAACUUAAACACAAACGCAUCACUUUGGGUUUCACUCAGGCUGAUGUCGGCCUUGCUUUGGGUAACCUUUAUGGUAAGAUGUUCAGCCAGACGACCAUUUGCCGCUUUGAGGCCCUCCAGUUGAGCUUCAAGAACAUGUGCAAGCUGAAGCCCCUCCUCCAGAGAUGGCUGAAUGAGGCCGAAACGUCGGAAAAUCCCCAGGAUAUGUACAAGAUCGAGCGGGUUUUUGUGGACACCAGGAAGAGGAAGAGGAGGACCAGCCUGGAGGGCGCCGUUCGCUCUGCUCUGGAGUCUUACUUUGUCAAGUGUCCCAAACCCAACACUCAAGAGAUCACGCACAUCUCUGAUGAUUUGGGCCUGGAGAGAGAUGUGGUCCGAGUGUGGUUCUGUAACCGUAGACAGAAGGGCAAGCGUCUGGCUCUGCCGCUGGACGAAGAGUGCGACGGCCAGUACUACGAGCAGAGCCCGUCUCCUCUCAACAUGGUCGCCUCCCCCAUCCCCGGCCAGGGCUACCCUCCCCCGGCCAGCUUCCCCGGAGCCCCGCCGCCGACGCUUUACAUGCCGCCUCUUCAUCGGCCGGAUGUCCUGAAGCAAGCGCUGCACCCUGGACUGGUCGGUCACCUGACUGGAUAAGAGGCUGCGGCACCACCGACGAACCACUCUGUCCAAACUUGUCCUUGGGGGACAGUUCAAGGUUCAACCCAUCACUGCAGUUGUGUGCCACUAAUCGCUCCACACCAAGAACUUGGGAAG
Messenger RNA from Phycodurus eques (leafy seadragon), 1739 nucleotides. RefSeq names its product POU domain, class 5, transcription factor 3 (gene pou5f3). The transcript is spliced from 5 exons. Gene Ontology annotation, molecular function: DNA-binding transcription factor activity, RNA polymerase II-specific; RNA polymerase II cis-regulatory region sequence-specific DNA binding. The record is from RefSeq and is a predicted model, not a curated record. NCBI's taxonomy places the organism in Eukaryota, Metazoa, Chordata, Actinopteri, Syngnathiformes, Syngnathidae. Bases 189 to 1619 code for a protein of 476 amino acids. Gene Ontology annotation, biological process: regulation of transcription by RNA polymerase II.